AGUAAGACCCAUAAAUUCACAAUAAGAGACAGUCUGCGCCAACGGGGACAUAUGGGAUAUUUAUCAUCAUGCUGGAAAUCCAGACUUUGCGCACUAACAGUCACCAAACGCCUUCUGAACCCUCUGCUCGGCUGUGAAACAAACAAAAGAUCAUAUUUUACUAUAAAUGAUGCUGAACGACUCUGCGGAGGAGCAUCUCUGCCUUUGCCUUUGGACAUUUUCAGGUCUGCCGUCAUCUUUCUGUGAGAAAUCUCUCAGAAGUCAGUGCAGCCAAGAGGCUUCAGCAUGAUUUAAGUAAAUAAAGGUAUCGGACGAUAUUUCCAUAUCAUACAACGAUGCUGGAGAGUAAAUAUAAUUUGGUAGACGACUCAGUGGAUCAGAGGAUUCCUGCUGAUAAUGAUGGGCAGGUCCAGCAUGGGCUCACAUUCGAGGUGAAGUUCAUCGGGAGCCUGGAUAUCAUGCAACCCAAAAGCAGGAUUGAAAUAUUGGUCGCUAUGAGACGUAUACGGUAUGAGUUUAAAAGUAAGAACAUCAAGAAGAAGAAAGUCAACCUUAUCGUGUCAGUGGAUGGUGUCAAGGUGGUUUUGCGAAAAAAGAAAAAGAUAUAUGACUAUAGCUGGGAUGAAAGCCAAAUGACCCUGGCCCAGGACCCCAUUUUCAGAAUAUUUUACGUCUCGCAUGACUCACAGAACCUGAAGAUAUUUAGUUACAUAGCUAGAGACAAGAAAAACAAUGUGUUCCACUGCAAUGUCUUCAAAUCAAAGAGGAAGAGCCAAGCCAUGAGGAUAGUGCAGACCGUGGGUCAGGCGUUUGAAGUGUGCCAUAAACAGAGUCUAGACAAUGUUGACGCAUGGCUUGUGAAAGGUGAGGAGGAGAGAAGCAAAGAUGAGACUUCAGUUGCUGGCGGCACCACUGAGAGAUCAGGCAAUGCUGGGCUGAGGAAAGAUGAAAUGGAUAAUGCAGUCCCAACGACAAAGGGUCACGAUCGUGUGUUGGAACCGCAUGUGGUGGUUGAAGAGCCAGUGUUGGUGAUUGAGUCGUCCAGGCUACAGUCUCCUCUCUCCAGUCCUCUAUCUGUGAGCCAUCAGGUGAAGCUCCUGCAGAGGGAGUUACAGCAGCAGGAACAGAGGAGUCAAGCCGCCUCCACACAGGUGGUUCUACUGCAGCAGCAGCUGUCGGUAGAGACCAGCGCCAGGACAGAAGCUCAGGCUAGAGUCCAGCAGCUCCUGCAGCAGAACACUGAACUCCUGCAGCAUCUCUCACUGCUGGUCAAACACGUCCAAGAGCUGGAGCUCCGAACUCAACCACACAAAAACUCCCCUUUGGGAUCUCAAGACAGCCUUCUGGAAAUCGCCCUGCGUGCCAACAUGCCAGCUCUAUCACGUGAGCCCAACUCAAAUUCUGUCUCAAACAGCCUGGUUCGGCUUGAUGGCUUCCGUUUCUUCUCAGAAUCUUCAGAUCAGGAGAAGAAGCCUGAGCGGGACCGUGACUCAGGACAGGGUCAGGAUGAAGAUCAGUCGGGUGGCUGCUCUCCUCCAGGGAACCAGUUUCUUGGUUCACUGGACACCCCUGGAUUCAGAGAGUCUGGUAUUGCAUCUGGAUAUGAGUCCAACACGGAUGAGAGCGAUGACCGGGACAGCUGGGGCCAGUAACUUUGUGCAUCUGAUACCGCUUUUCCACUGGGGCAGAUGCCAGAGCUGGAGCCGAUGCUCAGUCAAGAGUGGCACUCAUUCAGAACCAUCUCGCGUUUUCAUUGGCAAUGAGAAAAUCCUUCCACAUCACCUGGGACCGUAAUCACUUAUCUCUUAUAGGAGAGCAUUGGUCUGUUUUGUCGGCUUCUGCUGAACUAACACAUAUAUUUUUUGUGUUAAAACCAUGAUGACUUUUAAAAAUGGCGCCUUUCAAACUGCGGCCUGUAGUGGAAACUCUGCCUGUGGAAACUCUUGUUUGAGGGUAGCAAGGUUUCAGGCUGGUUCAGAUUGUUUUUGAGCAGAAAAACAAAGCCUGGUUCCCUGUUGGGCUCUGGGUCUGGCACCAGCCCCAUUGGAAAAGCAGUUUGAGUCUCACUUUGAGACUGGUAGCAGCUAAGCACUUUAAAUUGGUGGGGAGAGUUUUAUUUUGCAACUUCAGCUAAAUAUCAGAUUAUUUAAAUAUGUAUUAUAAAAAUAUAUAUAAUACAUUUAUAUAAAACUAAACUAAAAGACGUUACACAUCCAAAUGUGUUAAAUUAUGCAGAUCCCAGCCAGUGGGUGUCCAGUUUGUCCUAAUCAAAAUUCGGACAAUGUGAAAAAGAUGUAGUUCACCGAAAAAUACAAUUUCCACAAUUCCAAGUUUUUUUGUCCAAACAAUGAAAGUCAAUGGAGUGCAAUGAAUGUUGUUUUGGACCCUACUAACUUUUAUUACAUGGACAAAAAAAUAAAUAUUUUUCAUAAUAUAUUGUUCAAAUUUGGGGUCGGGGGUGUGAUUUGUCAAAACAUCCACAGUGAUGGCUGGUCGGUUAACAUGAGUAUCAAAAAGUAUUUGGUUCUCUUUAUUUCUUUGAUUUGAUUUCAAUCUAUUCUUCUGAAGAUGGGCUAUGUGGUUGUCAGCAAUGAAACUAGACUUUCUUUCUCCGUAAAGGGAAGUAUUGACAGACAUAAAUACAUUUAAUGCCAUUAGAAUACGUUUUAUUUCAAUACCUUCUUUUAAUUGUAUACAUUUUUUAAUGUUCAUCAUAAUGCUUUAUGAGUUAGGUUGUUGUGGUCUUUGUGGGCAUUUCACUGUUUUUUGCCAGUAUUUCUAAUGUGUCGGGCUUGAUUAUAAAAUGCUGUGAAAGAAAUGCUAAAGAACAUGUUAUGAUGUGAAUGUGAACUCCAUGAAGUGAUGUGAAGCAUAUUUGGCCUUCACUGUCAAUUUUGCAGCCGAGCAGCUUGAACUGUUACACAGAGAUACCAAUGUCAGUAUAAACACAAGUGAAAGCAUUUGUGCAAUAAUGUCAUAUGGUAAUGUAUUUUUAGCAUACUUAAAAUGUAUUUAUUUAUUUAUAAUUAUUUUGGGGAAGAGUGUAGCAGUUAAUACUAACACUGUAUAUUUUGUUCUCAAGUCUUUUCUAAAGUCUGCUGUGUUGUAACGUUCAUUUGCUUUUAAAGUUGGUGCUGGUGGAUCUUAGUGUACCCUUUGGAAUGAAUUAAACGGAAUAUAUGAAAA
Carassius gibelio (silver crucian carp) is the source of this 3186-nucleotide messenger RNA. RefSeq names its product carboxyl-terminal PDZ ligand of neuronal nitric oxide synthase protein-like. The record is from RefSeq and is a predicted model, not a curated record. The transcript has 11 exons. Gene Ontology annotation, molecular function: nitric-oxide synthase binding. NCBI's taxonomy places the organism in Eukaryota, Metazoa, Chordata, Actinopteri, Cypriniformes, Cyprinidae. Bases 336 to 1652 code for a protein of 438 amino acids.